UAUAUUUUGAAAAGCAUUCGAUAACAGGAGUCUUUAGAACGGUUUCUCCCGAGGAAUGAGACGGAUUCCAGGGAUUCUCUCUCAUUUUCAACUCAAAUCCUCUAUAAAUUUGCUUCUCUGACUCAGAUUUUCUCUCUCUUCAUUUUCUGUCUCUACAAACCUCUUCUUAAACGCGUCUCUGUUUCUGUUUCUCUUUCUUAUCUUUCUCUUUCAUUCAUCACAAUGUUAUUUCUGUUUCCUGGUUUCUCUCCUAUUUCAUUGAAAGAUUGUUAUUCUGUUUGCUUUCUUUGAUUCCAAUUAUGGUUUUUUCCUCUUCUUUGUUGCUUCGUUUGGUUAAUUGAUUCUCUCUCUAUAUUCCCCUGCUCCUUCUAUCCUCUUUCCUCUGCCCUUAUUUGUUGGCUUCUCUCAAGAAAAAAACACAUUGGUUUUUUUCUCUCUUCGCUCUUCAUCAACCCAUCUCUCUUCUCUUCUUCCCCCUGGACAUGGGUCUCCAGUCCUUCCUUAAACGCAGCAAGAAGCCCCAAUCUGAGCCAAACUCGCCGCCGUCUCAGAAACCCACCACCCCAAUCAAGCGCCUUCUCCGCCUCUACUCAGACCGAGCCACCCGCUCCUCAUCGAGUCCACCUGCGCCCAUGCCAUCGAACCCACUCUCGCACCACCUUGCCCUUGAACUCGGGCAUGUCUUUAACCGCUUUGACGCCAAUGGAGAUGGCAAGAUCUCGUGGUCGGAACUCGGCUCAAUCCUAGCGAGUCUUGGUGAAACCGCCUCCGAAGCAGAGCUCCAGCGCAUGAUUCUCGAGGCGGACUCGGAUGGUGAUGGUUUCAUUGAUUUACAGGAGUUUAUUGAUUUGAACACCAAGGGGGUUGAUCGUGCGGCUGAGAUUGAGGACUUGAAGGGGGCCUUCAUGAUCUUUGAUCUGGACCGUAACGGGUCGAUAUCGACGGACGAGCUUCACCGGGUGUUGAGGAGCUUAGGGGAGAGUAGCAGCAUGGACGAGUGCCGGAGGAUGAUCGAGGGUGUGGAUUGUGACGGUGAUGGGAUGAUUAGUUUUGAGGAGUUCAAACUGAUGAUGAUGAGGGGAAGGCAUCAGAGAGAAAGUGGCAUGGUUGCGAUUGAGACUGCAAUUGAGGUUUGAUUUGUUUUCUUUCUUAUUUUCUCUACUCUCUGUAAAUAUUUGAAUGGAUUAGAGUCCCAAUGGCUUUAAUUAGUGGGAAGUUGAAAGCAUUUAGUUAUUUUUAUGAGGUUUUUUGAAGAGUUGUUUUAUUUAGAGGUACGAUGGGAUGGUAUGCAAUGAGAUCAUUUAUUUUUAGUACAAAAA
Amborella trichopoda is the source of this 1319-nucleotide messenger RNA. RefSeq names its product putative calcium-binding protein CML25. The record is from RefSeq and is a predicted model, not a curated record. Gene Ontology annotation, molecular function: calcium ion binding. NCBI's taxonomy places the organism in Eukaryota, Viridiplantae, Streptophyta, Magnoliopsida, Amborellales, Amborellaceae.